This is a messenger RNA of Huiozyma naganishii CBS 8797, 411 nucleotides long. RefSeq names its product histone H3. The coding region runs from base 1 to 411 and encodes 136 amino acids. Gene Ontology annotation, biological process: rRNA transcription. Gene Ontology annotation, molecular function: structural constituent of chromatin; DNA binding; protein heterodimerization activity. Lineage: Eukaryota; Fungi; Ascomycota; Saccharomycetes; Saccharomycetales; Saccharomycetaceae. Gene Ontology annotation, cellular component: nucleosome. The transcript has a single exon. The record is from RefSeq and is a predicted model, not a curated record.
AUGGCUAGAACAAAGCAAACAGCUAGAAAGUCUACUGGUGGUAAAGCCCCAAGAAAACAACUAGCCUCCAAGGCCGCUAGAAAGUCCGCCCCAUCGACCGGUGGUGUCAAGAAACCUCACAGAUAUAAGCCAGGUACCGUUGCUCUAAGAGAAAUCAGAAGAUUCCAGAAAUCUACUGAACUUUUGAUUAGAAAGCUACCAUUCCAAAGACUGGUCAGGGAAAUCGCACAAGAUUUCAAGACCGACUUGAGAUUCCAAUCUUCCGCUAUCGGUGCCCUACAAGAAUCCGUCGAAGCUUACUUGGUCUCUUUGUUUGAAGACACUAACUUGGCCGCUAUCCACGCCAAGCGUGUCACCAUCCAGAAGAAGGAUAUCAAGUUGGCUAGAAGAUUGAGAGGUGAAAGAUCUUGA